Diuraphis noxia (Russian wheat aphid) is the source of this 1114-nucleotide messenger RNA. Its product is annotated as EF-hand calcium-binding domain-containing protein 4A-like. Gene Ontology annotation, molecular function: calcium ion binding. NCBI's taxonomy places the organism in Eukaryota, Metazoa, Arthropoda, Insecta, Hemiptera, Aphididae. The record is from RefSeq and is a predicted model, not a curated record.
GCGAACGCAGCUUUGUGCGCAGCCUGUGCACUUGCCCACCCGGGCGACCGCGACAACUGCGACCGCGGUAUAUCGUUAUUGCUACCGACGAGCWCGACAUACGGCACCGGGUCGUGGCCGAGUUCCGAGAUAAGAAUAMAAUUAUUGAAAAAAUACCGUCCACGUGGUAGGUUAACCUAACCUCCGCCAUGGAGGCCAUCGGACACAAGCUCUUUCAGCUCGGUGACCCCGAGGGAAAAGGGUUCAUCGUGAGGCGGGACAUGCAAAAAUUAAAAGACGAGCUCUCGAUGACYCCGGAACAAUUGGAGAUCGUAUUUGAUACAUUGGAUGUCGAGCAAAAGGGUUACCUCACACUCAGUCAGUUUUUGGAAAAGUUCAGUGAGAGCGUAGGACAUUUAGAAAACAUAUGCAAGGCAGCCUCGCAAAUGGAACCGGACAGUGAUGCGGUCUCGGUGGGCCGCGUCGAAGCGUUUCUCAGAGCACUGCACGUGGACCUGGUAAAGAUGGUCGAACGCGACAGGGAGCUGGAAGAGAUCUUACAGAGCCGCGAGAUCCAACACCAAAACAACAUGCAAAAACUAUUCGAAGAACUUGAAUCUCAUUUCCGCGAAGAGCAAGAAAAGACCAAACUUGAAGACCAGAGAAAAUUCCGGUUAGAACUAACCGCGUUGGAAAACGAACUGGCCGAUAAGGAGGAUAGGUUCCGAGCCGCUGUAUCGACUAGGCAAGAAUUCGCCGGACAGCUAGUGGCGGCCCAACAGCGUGAACUGGCGGUUAUGGCGGAAAACGCCAAACUUAUCGAAACCCGUGAAAGGCUGUUGAAUGAUUUGGACGCGGAACGGGCUAAAACCUGUCAGCUUGAAGAAAUCAUAGAGAGGACCAAUGUGGAGUCCGCCGCGGACAAUGAGAAACACUUCAAACAAGGGUUCUACGUGGCGAAAAAUUUGGUCUCCAUGAAAGAAGAAGGACUUUUGCAACAAUUAGAAAUCCUUCAGGACAUGAAAAACAUACUGUUGAACUGACACUCGGGCAGCGUCAUUAUCACCGCCAUACUCAACCUAAAUUUCUCUGUUAAUGGUACGAUUCGAAUAUCUAAUAAAACGCAACUAAAGAC